Molecule: messenger RNA, 1116 nt
Organism: Brassica napus (rape)
Lineage: Eukaryota; Viridiplantae; Streptophyta; Magnoliopsida; Brassicales; Brassicaceae
Product: SPX domain-containing protein 3
Biological process (GO): cellular response to phosphate starvation
Source: RefSeq, a predicted model, not a curated record
CAUAUGACUUCAAAAACCGAAUAUGCUGAGGAUUUUAUCUUUUUUUUUUACAUGAACAGCAACAAUAAUCUAACCUUUAUUUUUUCCAUAUCUCAUCUCUUUAUUACAUGCCACAUUCACAACACUUCGUCACGCCAAAGCUAAGCAUAUCCUUUUUCAUAUUCUAUUUCAUAACCACUAUUUAUAUCUCUCUAUAACGUCUUCUUCUUCCUCCAGAUCUCAUUAUAAUAUAUUUCUUUCCCUUCUUCAUUUAAACAUAUACACUUAUUUUGAUGAAGUUCGGUAAGAGGAUUAAAGAACAGAUACAAGAGUCGUUGCCGGAGUGGCGUGACAAGUUUCUCCGUUACAAAGAACUCAAGAAUCUGAUCUCUUCUCCUGCUCCGGCAGAAUCUAUCUUUGUUGGUUUGUUGAACGCCGAGAUUGAGAAGUUUAAUGCCUUCUUCGUGGAGCAAGAAGAAGAUUUCAUCAUCCACCACAAGGAAUUGCAAUAUCGGAUUCAGAGAUUGGUAGAAAAAUGCGGAGACAAUGAUGAUGUAAUGUUCAGAGAAGAGAUUGGUGAGAUCAGAAAAGAUAUUGUUAACUUCCAUGGCGAGAUGGUACUUCUCGUUAAUUACAGCAACAUUAACUACACUGGGUUAGCAAAGAUUCUGAAGAAGUACGACAAGAGAACAGGAGGAGCAUUGCGAUCACCGUUUAUCCAAAAAGUUCUUCGCCAACCGUUUUUCAAGACUGAUUUGGUGUCGAGGCUGGUGAGAGAGUGGGAGACGACGAUGGACGCGAUGUUUCCGGCGUUGACUAGGGAGGUGGAGGGAUACGAGAGAUCUGCGGCGGUGAGUUCGGCUGCGGCGGGAGAAGGGAUAUUUAGGAAUACGGUUGCGGCGUUGAUGACGAUGAGAGAGAUGAGAAGAGGGAGUUCUACUUACGGUGCUUACUCGCUUCCGCCGCUUAAUCUCUCCGACUCCGCUCGUUUACGGCCGAGACAUAUCCCUUCUCCGAUACCUAUUCCUUAUUGAUAAAUCUUGUAGUAAUUUAAUCACACGGGAAAUGGACUUAUCAUAAUAUUUGUAUUUUUUUGUUUUACUUCCUUAAAUCAAAUGGAAAAUGGCAUUAUCUUAA